Messenger RNA from Elgaria multicarinata webbii, 2811 nucleotides. It is a transcript of the gene SMAD5, whose product is annotated as SMAD family member 5. Gene Ontology annotation, cellular component: heteromeric SMAD protein complex. Lineage: Eukaryota; Metazoa; Chordata; Lepidosauria; Squamata; Anguidae. Gene Ontology annotation, biological process: regulation of transcription by RNA polymerase II; SMAD protein signal transduction; transforming growth factor beta receptor signaling pathway. The record is from RefSeq and is a predicted model, not a curated record. Gene Ontology annotation, molecular function: RNA polymerase II cis-regulatory region sequence-specific DNA binding; DNA-binding transcription factor activity, RNA polymerase II-specific; I-SMAD binding. The coding region runs from base 183 to 1580 and encodes 465 amino acids. The transcript is spliced from 8 exons.
AUAAUAAUGAUUAUGAUGAUUCUGUUUCUGGCCUGGACCACUUCAGGCUUUUAGGCCUAAGAAGAAUCUUUUGCUUGGAUUUUAAAAAAGAUCAGUCGCUGCUAUACAGCAGCAUUUGAAAAACUGCUGUUGCACCUGAGAAUCCACAAUUUAGUUCUAAAAAUUGCUUAAAGACUUGUCAAAUGACAUCAAUGGCCAGUCUGUUCUCUUUUACUAGCCCAGCUGUAAAGCGUCUGUUGGGCUGGAAACAAGGUGAUGAAGAGGAAAAAUGGGCUGAAAAAGCAGUUGAUGCUUUGGUCAAAAAACUGAAAAAGAAGAAAGGAGCCAUGGAGGAGCUGGAGAAAGCACUGAGCAGCCCUGGACAACCCAGUAAAUGUGUUACUAUUCCUCGUUCGUUAGACGGGCGACUUCAAGUUUCUCACCGCAAAGGCCUUCCCCAUGUUAUUUACUGUCGAGUGUGGCGUUGGCCUGAUCUUCAGAGUCAUCACGAGCUCAAGCCAUUGGACGUUUGUGAAUAUCCUUUUGGAUCUAAGCAGAAAGAAGUCUGUAUCAAUCCAUAUCAUUACAAAAGGGUGGAGAGCCCAGUUCUACCUCCAGUCUUGGUGCCAAGGCAUAGUGAAUUCAAUCCACAGCAUAGCCUUUUGGUUCAGUUCAGAAACCUAAGUCACAAUGAACCACAUAUGCCACACAAUGCUACGUUUCCAGACUCGUUCCAGCAGCCCAACAACACUCCAUUUCCCCUUUCUCCAAAUAGUCCAUAUCCACCAUCUCCAGGGAGUGGUACCUAUCCAAAUUCCCCAGCUAGUUCUGGACCAUCUAGUCCGUUUCAGCUACCAGCAGAUACACCACCACCUGCAUAUAUGCCUCCUGAAGAUCAAAUGGGGCAAGAUACUUCACAGUCUAUGGACACAAGCAAUAACAUGAUCCCUCAAAUAAUGCCAAAUAUUUCUAGCAGAGAUGUUCAUCCUGUGGCCUAUGAAGAACCAAAACACUGGUGUUCAAUUGUUUAUUAUGAAUUAAAUAAUCGAGUUGGAGAGGCUUUUCAUGCUUCUUCCACUAGUAUCUUAGUAGAUGGAUUUACAGAUCCUUCCAAUAACAAAAACAGAUUCUGCUUAGGUUUGCUCUCCAAUGUUAAUCGCAACUCAACAAUUGAGAACACCCGGAGACACAUUGGAAAAGGUGUCCAUCUGUACUAUGUUGGUGGGGAAGUCUAUGCCGAAUGCCUGAGUGACAGCAGCAUAUUUGUACAGAGUAGAAAUUGUAAUUACCACCAUGGAUUUCACCCUACAACUGUGUGCAAGAUUCCUAGUGGCUGUAGCCUGAAGAUUUUUAACAAUCAGGAAUUUGCUCAGCUUUUAGCCCAAUCAGUCAAUCAUGGGUUUGAAGCAGUAUAUGAGCUCACCAAAAUGUGCACAAUUCGGAUGAGUUUUGUAAAGGGAUGGGGAGCAGAAUAUCAUCGGCAAGAUGUUACAAGCACCCCAUGCUGGAUAGAAAUUCAUCUUCAUGGGCCUCUGCAAUGGCUGGAUAAAGUACUUACCCAAAUGGGCUCUCCUCUUAAUCCCAUCUCUUCUGUUUCAUAGUGCCAAAAGUAUUUCUUCAACAGCCAUAAUUUUAGUGACCAUUUUCUAAUUCUACAGAAACUUCCAGUGUGGAUACUAUUAGAACACAUCGUGUUUGUUUUCUUCUACCAAUGACCAAUUCCAUUGUUUUUAUUAUCAUUUUUCCUUUGAUUUUGAUACUAAAGAAACGAUCAAGUUUGGGGGGAAAACUGAAAAUUCAGCAUUUUUUUCUUUGCUAUACAUAUUUAAAAAUAUUUGACUCCACUGGAAAUAUAUUGGUGUGUCUUCUAGGAACACAUUUUUGAACUGACAUUAGGGAAUUAAUAACACUAUAUCUUUUGCUGAGUAUGUAUUUGUAGCUCCAAUUUACAACCAGUUUUUAAUGUUGUAUAAUUUUGUGGAUGAUGGAAGUCCAACAAAACUAGCUUUAUUACACCGGAAAUUGCCUUUAGCUUGAGUAAUAAUAAUGCAACUUUAGUAUGUACAUGUUGAAAAACUGUUGUUACAUAUAGUGGUAUUAGAAUGCAUUGCUGCAAGUUCUGAGAUAAGUAGUAGCCAUUUUACCUUUACCCCAGUUCAAUUGAACAUGCCUUUUCAGUGCAAUCCUAUGCAUGACUACUUAGAAGUAAGUCUCAUUGAUCUCAGUAAGACUUACUGCCAGCUAUGUAUUGAUUGCUGCCUUAGUCACUGUUCUUAACAGACAUUUGAUCCAAGGCAUUCUCUUGCCUAGACUAGCCUGUACUUUCCCUUGACUUACACUCAUGCUGUGUGUUACACUUUUUUUUAGGUAUUGCUUUUUAGGCAAUCCCAUCUAUGAGAGUGGAAAACACUACAAUUUUGUGUGUAACAUUGCAAGGAGAUGCAUUGUGCUUUGCUAUCAGUUUUAGUUUGCAUCUUCAUAGCUGAUAUCCCGAAGCCUUCCUAACUUCACUACUGUGAUUCUUCAGUGUCAGUUUUGACCCUUUUGUACUUCACUUCUAUAACCAAAAUAUUAGGAAUCUCACUUCAGUAAGAUGUUUGCAGACAAAUCCCUUGAUGACGAUAACAAAAAGGUCAUUGCCAUCUGGUAACUGGAACCUGUAUGGGUAUAGGGGUUGAUGAAUCUUAAUCCUACAUAUACACAUGUUCCCUGGUAUUACCUGACACUAAAGUUCUCGGUUUUAACAGCCUGAUCCUAUACAGUGUUAGUUGUUUCUAAGCCUGAAGGCUUGACAAGUGAAGACGAAUGGUGUGGUCCCAACAGAGGUGGAGU